Owenia fusiformis is the source of this 1540-nucleotide messenger RNA. The record is from the annotation of a GenBank genome assembly. Lineage: Eukaryota; Metazoa; Annelida; Polychaeta; Sabellida; Oweniidae.
UUUCAAAAUUUCCAAAAAUUGACAACAUGAAUUUUCACAUGUGUCCUGCAAUCUGAUUGGUCAUGAGGCGGAGCGCGGAUCAUUUUACGUUUGCAGUAAUAUCUUGCCAAAAUAGCAGGAUUGAGGGGAGCAGUUAGGGCAAAUCUAGCAAGUGAUGUACAGUACCUCUGUCUAAGGAGAGUGUUUAGCUGUGACAACUUAGAUGAAUUGGAGCUGAUAGUUAACAUACAGUACAAAUGGAUGUAUUAAGUGUCUGUCCUCACCUCCUACCACUUAAUGCUUCAAAGACUUAUUAUAAAGGCUUCAUUAAUGUCCUGGAACGACAAUUUAAGAUUGAAAUCCAGCUGAAAUUGCCAGGUGUGUUAAAGGAUGCUCGCUUCACCUGUGAUUGGCAGUUGUCCCAGCUACUGCAUUGCCAUAGAAACAUCAUCACACAGAGACUUCACCAUAGCAACACUUUAGCUGGGUUUCUAGUUGAGCUGAAAACUAUCAUUGAAAGACAGUUGGAGUUGAUGCACUUCAAGAGAGCAGUGAAGCAGUCACCAUCCUAUUAUGACAGAAUUGUCACAGAUAUUGAAGAAUUGGGGUGGGACAAAUUGACAAGUGUGGAUACAGAAUUUCGAGUUCUGCAAUUAACUGCAAAAGAUAAUGCCAUGAGGGAACACACUUUUAAAAUAGAAUUAACAAAUCAGUACCCUGUUGAAGCCCCAAGAUGUACAUUUGAUCUUCCAAUAUCCUUUACUCCCCAUUGGAACCAAAAUGCCUGCCUUAAGGACAUCUAUAACCAGUUUAUACUGCAGCUGGAACAUUUUAGUGAAUUCUGGGAUGAUCUAGAUGAAGUGGAUAAAAACACAUGGAUACUAGAACCAGAACGACCAACUCGCAGUGCAGUUUAUAGGAGAAUUGCAUGUGGUAACAAUGCCUCUCUGAGCCUUACAGUAGACCCACUACAUCCUAGACUUCUUCCAGAGUGUCGUUUCUUAGGACCAGAUCAUGUGAUUCAAGAAUUUCGAGAUAGCAUGAAUUCAAACUUGGAUCAAUGGAAUCCUGAUACAUCUCUACUAGAGAAUCUUCAAACACUUCUAGGGAGAAAGUUUCCGUCACCAAGUAACUCUAAAAAGGAGGACUUCAGUACAGAGUGUGGUAUAUGUUACGCAUAUAGACUAGAGACCCAAAUUCCUGACCAAGUUUGUGAUGACAACAGAUGCAAGCAACCAUUCCAUCAGACAUGUCUCUUUGAGUGGUUGAAAGCCUUGCCUUCCAGUCGACAGAGUUUUAAUGUUGUUUUUGGGGAAUGCCCAUAUUGUAACAAGCCUAUUACUGUGAAAAUGCCGAUGUAGCUCUGACCGUAGACUAGCACAAAAACUAUUAGUUGGAUUACAUAGCUAGAGAGUAUGGUUCUCAGGCAACACCAAAGCUGUAAAUGCUGAUAUUGUAUUAAUUUGGAGAACAAAGCACAUGUAUAUGGACAUGGGUCUCUUGAAAGCCCAUGAUAUGGAGAACUGUAUUAUUAUGAUUUAUUAUCACAUCUAAGUGAAAU